This is a messenger RNA of Cervus elaphus (red deer), 2324 nucleotides long. It is a transcript of the gene TRAP1, whose product is annotated as TNF receptor associated protein 1. Gene Ontology annotation, cellular component: mitochondrial inner membrane. The record is from RefSeq and is a predicted model, not a curated record. The coding region runs from base 77 to 2188 and encodes 703 amino acids. Gene Ontology annotation, molecular function: protein kinase binding; ATP binding; ATP hydrolysis activity. Gene Ontology annotation, biological process: protein folding. The transcript is spliced from 18 exons. Lineage: Eukaryota; Metazoa; Chordata; Mammalia; Artiodactyla; Cervidae.
GCGCCGCGCCCGGAGAAAGCCCCGCCCCGCCCCCGCCCCCGGCGCGCGUGGCUGCCCAGGACGCCGGAGGAACGACAUGGCUCGCGAGCUGCGGACGCUGCUGCUGUGGGGCCGCCGCCUGCGGGCGCCGGCCCUGGCGGCUGCCUGCGGAGGAAAACCAGUUCUGUGUCCCUGGAGGCCCCCAGCUCAGUCCUGGGGUCCCAGGCAAAGCAUGGCCUCGAGCUUCCACGUGGGACGGCCGUUCAGCUCGCAGGCUGCUGAGGACCAGGCGGAGGCCGGGCCCCUGCACUCGAUCAUCAGCAGCUCGGAGACUGUGCAGGGUUCUGCUACCAAACAUGAGUUCCAGGCUGAGACAAAGAAGCUCCUAGACAUUGUUGCCCGUUCCUUGUACUCAGAAAAAGAGGUGUUCAUUCGCGAGCUCAUCUCCAACGCAAGCGAUGCCUUGGAAAAGCUGCGUCAUAAGCUGGUGUCUGAAGGCCAAGCGCUGCCAGACAUGGAGAUUCACCUGCAGACUGACGCUGACAGAGGCACCAUCACAAUCCAGGACACCGGCGUCGGGAUGAGCCGGGAGGAGCUGGUGUCCAACCUGGGAACCAUCGCCAGGUCUGGGUCGAAGGCCUUUCUGGAUGCACUGCAGAGCCAGGCGGAGGCUGGCGGCAAGAUCAUAGGCCAGUUCGGCGUGGGCUUCUACUCGGCCUUCAUGGUGGCCGACAGGGUUGAGGUCUAUUCUUGCUCGGUGGACGCAGGCAGCCCUGGGUACCGGUGGCUCUCGGAUGGCUCUGGGGUGUUUGAAGUUGCCGAAGCCUCAGGAGUUAGAACCGGGACGAAAAUCAUCAUCUACCUCAAGGCCGACAGCAGAGAGUUUGCCAGCGAGGCCCGGGUUCGAGAUGUGGUGACAAAGUACAGCAACUUUGUCAGCUUCCCUUUGUACCUGAACGGAAGGCGCAUGAACACCCUGCAGGCGAUCUGGAUGAUGGACCCCAAGGACGUGGGCGAGGGGCAGCACGAGGAGUUCUACCGCUACAUCGCUCAGGCCCAUGACAGGCCGCGCUACACCCUGCACUACAGGACGGACGCGCCGCUCAGCAUCCGCAGCAUCUUCUAUGUGCCAGACGCGAAACCAUCCAUGUUUGACGUGAGCCGGGAGCUGGGCUCCAGCGUGUCGCUGUACAGCCGCAAGGUCCUCAUCCAGACCAAGGCCACCAACAUCCUGCCCGCAUGGCUGCGCUUCGUCCGGGGUGUGGUGGACAGUGAGGACAUCCCCCUGAACCUCAGCCGGGAGCUGCUGCAGGAGAGCGCGCUCAUCAGAAAACUCCAGGGCGUUCUGCAGCAGAGGCUGAUAAAAUUCUUCACUGACCAGAGUAAAAAAGAUGCUGAGAAAUACGCCAAGUUUUUUGAAGAUUACGGCUUGUUCGUGAGGGAGGGAAUUGUGACCACAGCUGAGCAGGAGGUCAAGGAGGACAUCGCGAAGCUGCUGCGGUACGAGUCGUCAGCACUGCCUGCCGGGCAGCUGACCAGCCUCCCGGACUAUGCCGGCCGCAUGCAGGCCGGCACCCGCAACAUCUACUACCUGUGCGCCCCCAGCCGGCACCUGGCAGAGCACUCGCCCUACUACGAGGCCAUGAAGCGGAAAAACACGGAGGUUCUCUUCUGCUACGAGCAGUUUGAUGAGCUGACUUUGCUCCACCUGCGUGAGUUUGACAAGAAGAAGCUGAUCUCUGUGGAGACGGACAUUGUGGUCGACCACUACAAGGAGGAGAAGUUUGAAGACGGCGCCCCAGCAGGAGACCGCCUGUCAGAGAAGGAGACAGAGGACCUGAUGGCCUGGAUGAGAAAUGCGCUGGGGUCCCGUGUCACCGACGUGAAGGUGACUCUCCGGCUGGACACCCACCCUGCUAUGAUCACGGUGCUGGAGAUGGGGGCCGCCCGGCACUUCCUGCGCAUGCGCCAGCUGGCCAAGACCCAGGAGGAGCGCGCACAGCUGCUGCAGCCCACGCUGGAGAUCAACCCCAGGCACGUUCUCAUCAAGAAGCUCAGUCAGCUGAGAGACAGCGAGCCUGACCUGGCCCAGCUGCUGGCGGAUCAGAUCUACGAGAACGCCAUGAUCACAGCGGGACUUGUUGACGACCCUCGACCCAUGGUUGGACGCCUGAACCACCUGCUUGUCAAGGCCCUGGAGCGACACUGAUGGCUGCGGACGCGGGGACAGACACAACCGUGGGCAAGGCAGCCUGCAGCCAGUCAUUAGGGAGUAGGCACACACACAGGAAUGACAACACCCCCUUUGGAGCUUUAUUUAAAUUAAAAGGCAUUUCUUAGUUUUA